UACAAAUCUAUUACAUUUGUUGAGCAAGAUGGCAAAUGCUCAAGCCAGCCCCAGAAAAAUGCCUAAGUUAGACCCAGCUGCAGACGUGAAGGCAGACACGAAUGGUGAUUCUCAAGACAUUUUAGAAGAAAUCGAUUCAAUUCAGACCUCAUUAGAUUGUUUAAACGAUCAAGCCAGCGAUGAAAUUCUCAAAGUAGAACAGAAAUACAACAUGCUGAGGAAGCCCCAUUAUAAGAAGAGGAGUGACUUGAUAGCAAAAAUCCCCGAUUUUUGGUUAAAUACUUUUAUGAAUCACCCGCAAAUAGCUGCUUUGUUAGACGAAACUGAUGAGGAGGUGUUGAGGUACAUGACCCAGCUCUCGGUCGAGGAAACAGAGGAUAUUAGGUCUGGCUACAAGAUAAUAUUCGAGUUCAAAACUAAUCCCUUCUUCGAGAACAGUCAGUUGGUUAAAGAAUUCACGAUGUCGGAAUCCGGCGAGAUGGGAACUUCAGAAACUAAAAUCAACUGGAAGCAAGGCAUGGCAUUAACAGAGAAAAGUGGGGAUAAGGGUAAAGAGAAGGUAGGAGGAAAGAGGGAUAAGCCCGGUGAUGACCCUCCUAGCUUCUUCUCCUGGUUCGAGGACAACUCAAUGGGUGGCGACGAAGUUGGAGAAGUGAUCAAGGACGACAUUUGGGCAAACCCGAUGCAAUACUAUUUGGAUCUGGACGAAGAUGAAGAAUUAGAAGAUGAUGAAGACCAAGAUGCUGAAGACGAGGUAGAAGGGGAGGAUGAUGAUGGUGCCGGGGAGGGAGAGGAGGAAGAAUAAAACCUCUUACUUAGACAACUGCUCAGAUAUACUUCCUUUAUUUUGACCGAUUCUGCCGCUCUUAUCCUCCCGCCACAGCUUAUUUGAUCAAAAACUUUAAUCAUGACUUACCAAUUAUACGCCAAAAUUGCAGCCCAAAUACUUUAAAGUGUGAUCAAGUUGAUUUGAUAUAUUGAAUAUUUUAAUUUAAAUGGUUUACCGCCGAUAACUGCAUGUUGUCUAUACGAAUAGCAACAGUAGUUGACCGAAAACAGUCAUUAUUAUUCGUUGUUUUAUGCAUUGAAAAUAUUACAAACCCCUAUUUUUAUCCAUUUCAACUGUUUCCGAGGUGUUUUCCAAAUUUUGACAACGUUGGGAGAAUUGCUUUUAUUAAUGCAUUUGCCAUCAGCAUAAGGGUCAGGAUAACUUCUUGGAGUGCUUGCUCAUUGAGGGUUAAAAUAACUUAUUAUUUGCUGUAAUAUAUUUCGAUACCAACCCUCUUUUAUCAACAUUAUAUUUUGAACAAAA
Molecule: messenger RNA, 1312 nt
Organism: Bolinopsis microptera
Lineage: Eukaryota; Metazoa; Ctenophora; Tentaculata; Lobata; Bolinopsidae
Product: protein SET-like
Exons: 7
Coding region: 29-805 (258 amino acids)
Biological process (GO): nucleosome assembly
Cellular component (GO): chromatin; nucleus
Molecular function (GO): histone binding; chromatin binding
Source: RefSeq, a predicted model, not a curated record